UGUGUGUGCGUUAUCAGUGAGACUGCCAAGGUAUUAUGUGAUGUAUUGUUUUUUCUUUGAGUUGUAUUUGAGGUAGUCACGUCAUAUUUAAUGUAGCAUCCCACAAAAAAAAAGACAACAACAACCGACAUUUCUAGUUUAAUCAUCAAAAACUGACUCAAAAUUUCCCCAAAAUCUUAAAAAAAAACCCAAAAUGAUCUUUUUAGAAAAGAUUAGACAACAUUACACCAUUUUGGUUAAGCAGUUACACUGCAAGUGAUUCAUUAUCUUGUAACCCGAUCUCACGCAAAACAAUUUGGAGAAAUUCUGAGCAAACAUGAUUUUAUUGGAUUUUAUAUUAAAAAACCUAUGAUUGUUAUCACCCGUCAUGCUAUCCUGAACCAAAUUAUUACAAAUUUUUACAAGAUAGUGAGGUGGAGAUCCCACUUUUUGCCAAUAUGGCCAAGUCCGAUUCUUUAAUUGGUUAGAAAUAAACCACAAUGUGGCAUGCUGUUAUAGGAAAACAAUCAGUUACACAAUGCAGAGUUCCUGUUUUUUAAUCCUCUUAUACCACAGCAGUUUGCCAAUGAUUACAUUACAUUUUGCAUUAAUUAAAGAACAACACGUUGCACUUUUUAUCCAUUUAUAGUUACGUUUAAUGUUGCGGGAACAUCCGCGAAACAACCAAGUUUGUGUUAUCGUUUACAUUAUAGCCGCUAUAAACAGUCGUUCCUUCACCAGCUUCACUUUUUUUUAGGAAAACCUUAUUGUUGGAAAAGCUAAAUUACCUUAUUGACAGACCGCUAAAACUGGAGACUCCUUCCAAAAACGGUACAUAAAUCAAUAAAAUCUACUUACAGAAAAUUUCAUCGUAUCGACAAUCAUGCGUUUUUAAAAUCCGUUCAUGUGGAGCGUGAUCCAUUGUACAAGUCCUCGUGUAGGAUGUUACUAUGGAAACGAUAACGUAUUAGAACAAGCGUGUUAAUACUGUAUAAACAUUUUGAAUGACAUUUACUACUUUCCGAGCUGCUGUUAUAGAAAAUUAAUCCACACCUUCAUUGACCGCUGACCAAUCAUAUUUGAGAAUUCAAUAGUGCUGUGGUAUAACGCUAAAAACGCACUUAUUGCAUUUGUUUGAUAAAUAUUUAUGAUUAUAGUAAUGAAAAUAAUGUGCUUAUAUCUUAGGUUUAUUCAUUUGGCAGCAUGAACACAAUGAGAAAUUGCUAAAGCGCUUUGCAUUAAAAUAAUGAAUAGCUUUGUUGGGUGUCUUUAAUAUGUUUAAGCGGAGAAAUAUUAUCUAUGUUGCCAGAUAAAGCGGGAUUCCCCGUGCUUGGGCAAUUGUUGGUCAUCUUGCGCCAAAAACCAGUCUUGGGCCGAUAGGUGUAAUUUAUCGACCUUAGAAUUUCGUGGCUGGAUUCCAGUGAACUGAGGUUUAAAACAUGGCUUGGACUGGAAACUUGGACUGUGCAUCCAUUCUGGCAGCCCUGCACUCGAGCAAAGACACAUAAACUCCCGGAAAAGUCUAAUGGUAAACUAGCGAUCUAGAUGAAGCUGUGGUCUUAGAAAAGGGAAGUGAAUGCUGCCAGAAUAAACAAAAAUACGAUCGGGGAAAAAUUCCAUUGUUUAAAAGAGCAAACGUCAUAAAUAUUAGAUGUAUCAAAUGCUGAAGGAGUGAUGAUUGUAUGAAUGUGACUGAUAAUGAGACAAAUAAGAAAUAAACUGGGUGCUGAAAAAUUAGGAGGAUGUUCAGAUUCAUCUUAAAGUUAUAUUCAUAUGAAUUCUGCUGAAUCUGUUUCUAAGCAUUUAUGGAAGGAGUCUCCAGUGUCAGUACUUUGUAACAGUCUUUUUUCGGACACACAAAAAAGAGAGGCUAGUAAAGGUUUCUAUAAUGUAAGCCAUUCCAGGAAGUAACUUGUUUUGCAAAUGUUCCACAACAUUCAACGUUCUUUAAUUAAUAAAAUUGUAAAAUUUGUAAAGCGUUGCUGCGUUAAAGAGGAAUAAACCAGUUUGGGAUGUACAGUUCCUAGAAAAUAAUCAACUUCAGGGUGAUAAGAGUAGCUCUUCUUUGUGUUGCGCCACAUCACACCACCCUGUCAUUGAAUAUUUUCCUAUAAUAACAUUCCCCUGAGUGUUUUAUUCCUGAAAUAAAAAUCUUUCUAGAGAGGUUAGACCUUUGGAACCUACUGCACGUGGAACAUUUUAUAGGAGUUUCGGAGAGGUCAGGAGUCGUGAGUACUGGCAGUUUUGUUCCUAGUCAGUGAAAUGGAUAGAGUUCGAGACACUUCAGAAAUGUCCUUAUUCGUUUCAUUACUCAAGAAGCAACUGUAGUUCUCUGAAGUUUUCCAAAAAAGACUCCAGCUCUGAUUGGAAGCUUGUGUCAGAAUGACAGCAGAAGACUCCGCCUCUGCCGUCACCAUGAGUAACUCUAGCCCCUCCUCCAAAUCUAACGCUGCCAACAAUCAUCCGAUCCCCCAUGGAUCCAUUCCAGAUGGUGUUGCUGGAGCCCCUAACGAAGCGGCCCUGUUGGCUCUGAUGGAGCGCACAGGCUACAAGAUGGUGCAAGAGAACGGACAACGCAAAUAUGGCCCACCCCCUGGCUGGCAAGGCACCUCCCCCCCACGUGGCUGUGAGAUCUUCGUGGGCAAGAUCCCGCGUGAUGUUUACGAAGACGAGUUGGUGCCGGUGUUUGAGUCAGUGGGCAGGAUCUAUGAGAUGCGCCUGAUGAUGGACUUCGAUGGCAAAAACCGUGGCUAUGCCUUUGUUAUGUACACGCAGAAACACGAGGCUAAACGCGCCGUGAGAGAGCUAAACAACUACGAAGUGCGCCCUGGACGGUUGCUGGGGGUCUGCUCAAGUGUAGACAACUGCCGCCUAUUUAUUGGUGGAAUUCCCAAGACCAAGAAGCGAGAGGAGAUUCUGGAGGAAGUCUCCAAAGUGACAGAAGGGGUGCUGGAUGUGAUUGUUUAUGCAAGUGCUGCAGACAAAAUGAAGAAUCGUGGCUUUGCCUUUGUAGAGUACGAGUCCCAUCGUGCAGCUGCCAUGGCCAGGAGGAAACUCAUGCCUGGGCGUAUUCAGCUCUGGGGUCACCAAAUUGCUGUCGACUGGGCAGAACCAGAAAUUGACGUCGACGAGGACAUCAUGGAAACGGUGAAGAUCCUGUACGUGCGCAACUUGAUGAUUGAGACCAGCGAGGAGACCCUCCGCAAGAUCUUCAGCCAGUUCAACCCGGGCUGCGUUGAACGAGUGAAGAAGAUCCGUGACUACGCCUUCGUGCACUUUACCAGCCGGGACGAUGCGGUGGUGGCUAUGGACAACCUGAACGGUACAGAAAUCGAAGGGUCAUGUAUUGAGGUGACAUUGGCCAAGCCUGUAGACAAGGAGCAGUACACUCGCUACCAGAAAGCAUCCAAGGGAACCAUGACCAGUAGUGACAGUACUCAGCAAAAUUUUGUGUAUCAGUGUGAUCCCUACACCCUCGCCUACUACGGCUAUCCUUACAACACUCUCAUUGGACCCAACCGCGACUACUUCAUCAAAGCAGGUACUGUACGAGGCCGUGGCCGUGCUGGAGCCGCUAACAGAGGCCCAGGGCCCCGUGGCUCGUACCUCGGUGGCUAUUCCGCCGGUCGAGGCAUUUACAGCCGCUACCAUGAAGGAAAGACCAAGGUGCCGGAAAAACCAUAUGAGCUCAUGCCCAGUCUGGAGCUGGCAGCUGUUAAUCCAGUGGGCAUUAAGCCUGGCACAAUGACUCUGCCAGCUCUUGGUGCGCAGUACCCCACUGUGUUUUCUGCUGCACCCGCUGCUACUAAACUGGUGGAGGAAGGUAAAAUUCACCCAGUGGAGCAUUUGAUCAAUCCCCUCGCCCUCCAGCACGAUCAUUCUGCUGCUCCUUCGACUGCUGCCGUCAUUCCUGCCGUCUCAACACCUCCACCCUUUCAGGGUCGUCCCAUCACUCCUGUGUACGCCGUGGCCCAUAACGUCCCGCGGAUCCCUGCUGCUGCGGCGGCUGGUCUAUACGGUGCGAGCUACGUGCCCAUCGCUGCUCACAACACAGCCGCCCUGGCAGCACUGCAGAAGAACGCAGCCGUGGCAGCUGCUGCAUACGGAGGUUAUGCUGGCUACGUGCCCCAAACCUUCCCCGCCGCCACCUUCCAAGUGCCUAUCCAUGACGUCUACCCGACCUACUGAGACGCGUUACACCUUUUACCAACAACACAGCACGACAUCUGUCCACUGAUCUGAGAAUAAAGGACUUAUAUUAAAUUUCUUGACCAAAACCCCCCAAAAACAUUAAGCGCAUAUAUAUAAAACAAAAGGCCAAACUAGACCACUAACCUAAAGUUAGCGUAAAACAGCUGGACUACAGCUAACUAGCAUGACUAUAUUGACUGCAUAUUAAAAGAACCAAAACACAGCAGUAACCCUUUCUACAGUAUGAAGCCCACAUUCCUAAAUCAUUGCUGUUCUUAAAUUGGAUGCAGUUUAUAAACUCUAAUAAUGCCUCAUAAAGCUCUAAUUACGUUCUAUGCAUAAUUCCUUGACAACUUAUAACCAUAACAAUGCUGUGUGCUGUACUGCACAAACAUAACCCGACCUAAAGCGGCCAUAAUAUUUAUUACCCAUUAGAAAAACACUACUACCAUGUCAAACGUCAUCACUGAGUGUUUCGACUAAAGUGAAUACGCUUCAUUAUUCCUUGUUAUUCCUAAGAAAGACGUAAGACGUGAUGUACGUGAUGACUAUUUUUGUAAUCUGACUCAAAAUUAAUUCUGGAUUAGGCCAUACGCACUUCAGAUUUCCAUCCAAAUACAUUUCCAGAUACAUAUGAUAAAUUGCCUGUAGGUAUGAAUGAGUGGUUAGUGUGUAUGUGUGUGUGUGUGUGUGUUUGUGUGUGUGUGGAUAGACUCCGGAUCUGCCGCAGCCCUGCCGAGGAUAAAGCGGUUACUGAAGAUGAAUGAAUGAACAUUAUUAGAGCGUUAUGAUGCAUUGUUAGAGCGUCACUUAAUACAGCUACCCAGGACCGUUGUGUAUUGUGUAUUUUAAGACUAGAUUGUGUAUCUCGGACCCUUUAAGCUGCACGCUUGAGAUCUACCAGACCUGCUGACCAGAGACGUAAAUAAUGGAACGCGCUGACCUUGACUCCCGUAACGUAACACUGACCUUGUCUAGAACUACUGAUCUAAUUCUAUACACAUUCAGUCAAGCACAAGAUGUGACUUCAUGGACCAAUAACUAACUGACAUGGACUGGAAACACCAGUUGUGGCCUGCUGAUAUCAGUGUGUGUGCGUGUGUGUGCUACUUCGUUUCAUCUCCCCGAAGAGGAAACCUCAUUCCUUAUUUCAUAUCUCCUGAUGCAGUCUCAUCUCCUCUCAUCUCCAUGUCCAGCUUACUUGGACAAGCGUUACCUGUCAGUCAGGUGACUAUUUCUACGCUUCGAAAAAUGUGCUUUUUUAAUUUUAUUUUAUUUUUUUUUUUAGACUGAGUGCCUUAAGUGCUAGUGCAUCACAGCUCAUAAGAUACAACCAUCACUCAUUUAUUACAAGUCCAAUAUUUGGUUGCUAUGUCUAAGUUUUCCCAAAAAAAACAAAAACAAAAAAAAAUAGUGUUUUUUUGUUGCACUAAUUAAUCUAGACUGAUUCUGCGUGCCUUAAGCACAAAGUGCUAGGAUGUAUCUGUUCUACCUUUAAAAAUGCAUGAUAAAAGUAUAAAAGAGAAGCAUUAUAUUGCUGUGAGAGUCCUUAAUGCAAAUAAUUCAACAUCUCAUCAAAUAAAAUCAGCACUUAAGUCAGCAGAUCUAAACCCUGAAUUAAACCUACUGUCCUUGCUAAAUGCUACUUUUAGUGCUUUACACUCCAGACAUCCAGAACCUUCUGAAACCUUCCUCGUGUCUCUGUGGCUGCGAAGAAUACUGAAGGAACAUUCCUGUACAUCCCUGAACCUGAAAUACAGCAUAUUUGCUCUAAGGCCUUUAAUAGUUUCCUGGGAAAAAGACAAAAAGAAAAAAAAAAACAUUAAAAUAGACAAACAUAAGGAAAAAAAAAAUGCAAAACUGCUGAGCAGAGACCUAAGUGACCACUGAAGGAUCAUUUUAUGGACAUGUUUUGAUGUUUUAACACACAACUGGGAUUCCAAGUGCUUUGUGUGUGUUUUUUUUUUUUUUUUGAAGAUGUUUCAUAUCCUAACCACUAGGUUGCCUGAGUAAUAAUAAUAAUAAUAAUAAUAAUAAUAAUAAUACCUGACUAAUACUUUUAGAGCUUUUCAUUUUAUUAUAUUAUAUAUUAUAUUAUAUUUUCCUUUCUUAUCAUUUUAUUGUUUGUGGCAUAUUUGAUGUCCGUUUCGUUCACUGUUGUUUGAAGGUUUUCCGAGGUGCUUUAGUGCCCGCACUUGACGUUUUAAUGUGUGUAUUUUUUUUGAGCAUUUAACCGUUCCUUUUAUAAAACUGGAAGUUGGAGACAAAGCCAAAAAAAAUUAAUAAAAUUUAAAAAAAAAAAAAAAAAAA
Messenger RNA from Pangasianodon hypophthalmus (striped catfish), 6480 nucleotides. RefSeq names its product RNA binding motif protein 47 (gene rbm47). NCBI's taxonomy places the organism in Eukaryota, Metazoa, Chordata, Actinopteri, Siluriformes, Pangasiidae. The record is from RefSeq and is a predicted model, not a curated record. Gene Ontology annotation, molecular function: mRNA binding. Bases 2362 to 4167 code for a protein of 601 amino acids. Gene Ontology annotation, cellular component: nucleus. The transcript has 6 exons.